Prunus armeniaca (apricot) is the source of this 297-nucleotide messenger RNA. The record is from the annotation of a GenBank genome assembly. Lineage: Eukaryota; Viridiplantae; Streptophyta; Magnoliopsida; Rosales; Rosaceae.
AUGCCUUUGCCUUUGUUAGGUAAGCUGCGUUGGAGCAAUGUGAAAAGAGACAACCAACUGGAUCGACAGGGUGCACUCGAUAUUGUGGUUGACGUUGCUCUAGACGAAUUGGUGGUGAGUAUUCUCCUAGUUAUGCUUCAAGGUUCGACAGUCAUGCUCCAAGUUGACAUUUUUGGUACCGAGGUGGUCGUAGUUCUCCGUCAUUUUGGCAACAUAGGCACGAAGUCACUCCACUUCAGCCUGAAGAUGCUUGUCGAUCGAGGGUUUCCUUCUGGAAGACUUCGCAUGGGGAUGUGA